Molecule: messenger RNA, 4332 nt
Organism: Sphaerulina musiva SO2202
Lineage: Eukaryota; Fungi; Ascomycota; Dothideomycetes; Mycosphaerellales; Mycosphaerellaceae
Exons: 5
Coding region: 2427-4190 (587 amino acids)
Source: RefSeq, a predicted model, not a curated record
GGACAUAACAUUUCUGUCGUGCGAGGUGAGGAGACAGGGACGUCGAUGUUGGUGUUCCAUCUUCCUUUGUGCUCUCGCUCUCCUUCCACCUCCCAGCCCGCAGCUUCUCCCACCUGGACUUCAUCUACACUCCACUUCUGACUCAGUCGAUCUAGCGUGGCCGAGCUGAGUACCAUCUUCUGAAAGGUCGUCAGAUCGAAGGUGUCGCAGCAGAGCGCGCGGUUAACAUCAUGAGGAACAACGUGAGCUCAAGCUCUUGGCUGCCCCUGCGAGCCCAGCAGCAAGUCAUCUCGGACGACAAACUGCUGCCAUCGAACAUGACCGCAGGCGGAAGAACCGACUCCAGGCCCAGCGGCCCUCGCAACCCGACGAGCCAGCGAUACUUUGAUCACGCGUCUGCCGAUCGCGUCAAUACCGAUGUGGUGAUCGUGGAAAGCAUUCGCGCCGAGUACCCCGAGCUACACCUGACUGUUGUCCCCAAGACAAGCUGUGAUGUGCUCGGCUUCGCUGCGGCAGGACAUGCUGGUGUAUCGCCACUUGGCAACAUCAAAGACCGCCUGUCAUGGCGCAUAUAUGUACCGCCAGCCUCGAGGCUGAAUGGUAAAGGAUACACAGGCGAUCAGGUCAAGUUUGGGAAGUACCUCGUGGAUUGGAGGAACAAGGAGUACAUUGUGUACGUCGCAGAAGGAAGAGAUGGAGGUUCAGCAUACCCAGUUGUGACCAACCAGUACAUCCUUUCUCCGUCAGUGGAAGCAUCGAACACUCUGGUGCUGGAGGCUGGAUCGUGGGGCAAUACACUACACAACGAGAUAUGGGUGUUCGACGGUGGCUACUGGCAGAAGAGCGCUGAGCUGUUCAACAGUGUGCGGAAGGCGAGCUGGGACGAUGUCAUCCUCGAUGAAGGUAUGAAGAAUGCCAUUCGAAACGACGUCGAGAACUUCUACGAUAGCCGAGACACGUACGAAAAGCUCAAAGUCCCCUGGAAGCGAGGAAUCAUCUAUUAUGGACCUCCCGGAAAUGGCAAAACCAUCAGCGUCAAAGCAAUCAUGAACACGCUGUACAGCCGAGACGAUGCAGUCCCGACUCUCUACGUCAGAACACUUUCCAGCUUUGGUGGUCCAGAGUACAGCAUAUCUGAGAUCUUCGCGCUCGCGAGAAGGACUGCACCUUGCCUUCUUGUAUUCGAGGAUCUGGAUUCCAUCGUGACGGAUAAUGUUCGUUCCUACUUUCUGAACGCGAUAGACGGUAUACAAAAGAACGAUGGCAUCUUGAUGAUAGGCUCAACCAACCACUUGGACCGGCUAGAUCCAGGAAUUGCCAAACGACCUUCCCGCUUCGAUCGCAAGUACCUAUUCCCGAAUCCUGACGAGAAGGAGCGGUCGCAAUACAUGAAAUAUUGGCAAGCUAAGCUCGCAGACAACAAAGAUGUCGACUUCCCGGACACACUGUGUCCUGCCGUGGCCAAGAUCACCAAAGGGUUCUCCUUCGCCUAUCUGCAAGAAGCCAUGGUUGCCAGUCUUCUAGCACUUGCGAGAGAUGCGGAUGGCAAUUCCAAAGUCUGCCUUGACUGUCUGGAAGCUCAUGCAAGACCGGAGAAUGGCAGAAUAUGCGAUCGUACAAGCGUCAGGCCAUUCAAGGGACUGUACGACUAUGUGUGGCUAAUUAGACGUGUGGAAGAAGAUGACCCAGAUCUCGAGAAGAAUAAGCUAUGGAUUGAAAUCAGGAAGCAAGUGAGAAUACUGAGAGAAGAGAUGGGUGACGAUGAUGAGUAAGUGGGCAGCUUACAGCGUCGCAUCUAGAACACACAAGUGUAACGACGACAUGCACGAUACCGACAUGUGCCUCGACCAGAUCCUCUCUGCUUCUGACUUGGGAGAGUCCAUGUUUGGAAUAACGGUUGCGGUUACGAAAGCAUGUUUCCAAGAAGGUCCAAGGUCCAAAUAUAUUCUAAAACGCCUACGCGACUAACGUUGAACCCUAAACACCUUUAUGGCAACCCACAAGUCACUACACUACUUCUACAGUACAACCACAAAGGGGCUGCAUGUUUGGACGUUACACUUGAGGAAUGAAAGUGGCAGCGCAGCAACAUCGACGCCAAUUGGGUUAGUCGAUGUGACCGAAACUAUGGUGUCGCUACCGAUCUGCAGCUACUGCACUACUCAUCACGCCUCAUGCUGUGUUGCUGUAUGAGAAGCUGCAGGAGAAGGACUCGACAUCGCAGGUAAGUCAGUCUUCAGGUCAGUAUAUAUUCUCCUCUGUCGACCUGCUUCCUGCUUUUGUUCCUGCAGACAUCGCUGGCAUCGUACUCUCGCAAUCCUCGUUUUUUUCCACCUUCGCUCCAUCAUCAAAACCCUUCGUUCGUUCACAUUUCAUUUCACUUGAUACUUAAACACGACCUACGAAUAGAUUUCGCCACGAUCAAGAUGACUUUCGGCUUGGGAUUCCCUGUUGGUGCGGGCGCUGGCGCCGGUUUCGCUGGUGGCGCGGGUCUCGCUGCUGGUGCCGGUCUGGUCGCUGGCGCCGGUCUGGCUUCUGGCGCUGGUGUGGCUGGUGGCGCUGGCCUGUCUGGCGGCGCGGGGCUAUCUGGUGGUGCAGGUGCUGGACUCCACGGCGGCGCUGGCGCUGGUGCCGGUGUGGCUACUGGCGUUGGUGCGGGUGCUGAUCUCCACGCUGGCGUGGGUGGUGGUGCUGGUGUGAGUGGCGGUGCUGGCGCGGGUGGUGGUGCUCGCGUGGGCGGUGGCGCUGGCGUGGGUGGUGCUGCCGGCGUUGGUGGUGGUGCUGGCGCGGGUGGUGGUGCUCACGUGGGCGGUGGCGCUGGCGUGGGUGGCGCUGCCGGCGUUGGUGGUGGUGCUGGCGCGGGUGGUGGUGCUCGCGUGGGCGGUGGCGCUGGCGUUGGUGGUGCCGCCGGCGUUGGUGGUGGUGCUGGCGUGGGCGGUGGUGCUGCCGUGGGUGGUGGUGCUCGCGUUGGCGGUGGCGCUGGCGUUGGUGGUGGUGCCGGCGUUGGUGGUGGUGCUGCCGUAGGUGCCGGUGCAGGUGCUGGUGCUGCCGUUGGUGCUGGCGCUGGUGCUGGACUCCACGCUGGCGUGGGUGCUGCUGUGCCUUUGUUCACCUUUGAAAUCGGAGGUGGCAUUGGUGGAAGUGGUCACGGAGGUGCGGGCAUCGGUGGAGGUGUUGGGGGUGGUAUUGGAGGAAAUGUCCAUGGCGGCGCGGGUGUUGGAGGAAGUGCUGGAAUCGGCGGUGGAGCCGGUAUUGGCGGUAGCUACGGCGUCAUGCUUCACCCUAUCGGCGGAUCUAUCGGCGGAUCUGUAGGAGGAUCUGUGGGAGGUUCCAAGUCCCCUCCUACACUGCCCAAUGGUAAGCCGCUGUGCACUGUGCAAGGCGGUCCAGCAACACUCCUCUACUUUCCACCUCGUGGUCAGCAGGGCUCGCUGGACUCGGCGAAUAAGGGCGCAAAUGGUCCAGCUCCUCCGUCACCAGCUGGUGGCGAAGCAUACACGACACUGGGUCAGACUUUCCAGCCCGGCCAAGCCUAUAUCUCCUGCAAAACUCUCUGGGCAGGCUACACGGAUGAACAUGGGAGUGUCACCAAGACUGGACCUACCUUUACCGACGCGAUCUUCCCAGUGCCUUCGGAUCAGAUCUCUACACAGUGUCUCCCGAAUGUCGAGGCGAAGGCUACUGCUGGAGUAUCUUUUGGAGCAGCUGCUGGAGCAGGUGGAGCAGGCCUAGGUGCGCAGCUCGACUUCGGCCUGGUCUCCAACGUUUCCGACGAAUGUCGAAACAUUGCUCCUCCUCCAGGUCUUCUCAAUUUCGUGCCAGAAUGGAAAGACUUUGCCUUCUGGAAUCUCGAAUGGGAACAACCAGAGUGCAUUCCACAAAAAAGCGCUCCUCAGCCUGCAGGACCAGUCUGGACACCGGACUCAUCGUGUUCGAUUGUGCAGCCCACUACGAACCUUGUGCCUACUGCGCCUGCUGCAACGCCUGCACCAGCUGUGCAGGGACCUGUUCAGACUACUGCUGGCGGAGCCAUUCCCACGCCAUACCAACGACAAGCGAUGGGAGAUGGCAAUAGUACGAGCAGCAGCCCGGCUACCUACACUGGUGCUGCCUCUCGACCAGCCUACAAGACCGUGACGAAGAGCUCUCUGAUGAUCAGCGCUCUGGCCUUGGCUAUCCUAGCCCUUUGAGGUUGCUUGGGAUGUAUAUAGGUGACUACAUCCAAAGCGCUGUAUCGCUACAGGUGGAUGUAGUCCUAGAAAAAAAUCGGGGAAAAAAUCGGCGCCAAGUUUGACACAUAGUGAUAGCACACUAGCAGGGAUAGAUGGCAUG